This is a messenger RNA of Moesziomyces antarcticus, 256 nucleotides long. RefSeq lists its product as uncharacterized. The annotation marks the transcript as partial. Lineage: Eukaryota; Fungi; Basidiomycota; Ustilaginomycetes; Ustilaginales; Ustilaginaceae. The transcript has a single exon. The record is from RefSeq and is a predicted model, not a curated record.
UAACCCUAACCCUAACCCUAACCCUAACCCUAACCCUAACCCUAACCCUAACCCUAACCCUAACCCUAACCCUAACCCUAACCCUAACCCUAAGCUCAGGGAGACGAACAAGUGGAUGGUGGUUGCGUCGCACGGCCAUGUGCUUGGACCUCACCACGAUGCAGACGAUGCCCUCCGCAAGCACGGGCUGAAAAGCUUCAUCGACGCUUUUGGCAGUCCGGAUCCCGAUGAGCUCGACUCGGAUCUCAAUAGCUAG